GCGAGUUGGGUGAUGUCGUUGACCCAAUCCACAUCCCUCUUCUACUCGAUGGAUUAAAUUAAUAAGCAUCCAGUGAACCCUGACCUUUGGUUCGGUGAGAUAAUCGCCUGCGCGUGGCAGGUAAUUAGUGUUUGAUCUUGGCCUGUUGCUUGAGCAUUAUCGGCGACAUUUGACAGAUUUCUGCAACAAGUCUGCGUCAGGAUAUUUCUGUUCUUUUCGUUUUGAAACUAAAAAUAACAGCAGCCAGCGGAUGAAGUGUUGGAUGUGUGGUGUGAUACAGUAGGAACAGUUUUUUUUUCUGGAUAAAGGAUUUGUUUUGUUUAUUUUAAAAGGUUUCAUGAUGGGACUGACGUCAAGGUGACGUCACAGGUGACGUAGCAAGCUGAUUUCGGGAUUUUUAAAUCCUCAAGCUGUGUUCUAUCCCUACACCAUGAGGCCUGCGGUGCACGCUAGUAUUCUCAGGAAUCGGGGCCCCAGACGGAGAAUGAGGAUGCGGAAGCACGUGUUCUCUCCCCGUCGUCUGCUCAUGAUGGUGUUCUGUGGGGUCAUUCUGUUCAUCCCGGGUCUGGCACUGACCAUCGUCGGCCUGCAGCAGACGGAGGGCGCCAACAACGAGUUGAACGAGGUCCAGAAGAUCUUUUACCAAGCCAUCGGACCAGCCAUGUGUACGCUGGGUGCGGCCAUCAUGUUUGCUUCGUGCAUUUAUUUCUACUGCUAUGGGACGGGGCCUCAACCCUCACCCCCACCUAACAACCAGACCCAAGGCUUAUCAGAAUCGGAGCAGGACGAGAAAGGCAGCAUCCGCAGCAAACAGCGUGAAUCCAUGCGUCACCACCCCCAGUCCCUCAAUGGUAGGGCCGGCGACGUGCGCACGCCCGAUAGCGAGAGUCGGAAGAGUCUAAGAGGAGGGGAGGAAGGUCGAGGGUCCUUCACGAAAUCCCCCCACAGGACGUCCGUGACGACCGAGGAAGAAGUGCCUCUAGCGAAGAUGGAAGAUAGUUUGGACAUUACAUCAAAGGAUCAACAAUUGAAGGUUCCAGUUGUUACGAUACACAUUCACAAGCCAACAGAGCCUGAAGACAUAGACUUAGUCCACAGCGGUCAAUGCACUGAGGCGUUAGACAACCAAAAUGAUGCUUAAAGUAUACGAAGUCAAGUCAUGGUAUUUUUAAAAGGCACAAUACAGAAGCGACCUAAAAGAGUAAAUAAUGUUUUGGAGUUUUUAUGAAUGACGUGAAACGUUUUUGCGACGUUUUUAAACAAAUUAGUAACACUUUAUUUUUUAAAUUUAGUAAUUGUUUUUGCAUUUUUUUUUUUACUUUUAAGAUUUGUUAACUUGAACGUUUUUUAGAAUUUAAUACAACAUUGCCUUAAGAUUCUUAUCACAGUGUAUGUUAUAAAGGUUUUACUUUAAUGUUCGGAAAAAUAUUUUAAAAUUUAGGUAACCAAAACAUAGAACCUAAUAAUAAUUCUAUAAAAGAAAUAAUAAUUGAGAAAUAAGUUUGGAACUGUAAUGGUCAUUGUUUUGUUUUUAUU
This is a messenger RNA of Physella acuta, 1536 nucleotides long. RefSeq lists its product as uncharacterized. NCBI's taxonomy places the organism in Eukaryota, Metazoa, Mollusca, Gastropoda, Physidae. The record is from RefSeq and is a predicted model, not a curated record.